Tupaia belangeri chinensis (Chinese tree shrew) is the source of this 3775-nucleotide messenger RNA. It is a transcript of the gene FHIP2B, whose product is annotated as FHF complex subunit HOOK interacting protein 2B. Lineage: Eukaryota; Metazoa; Chordata; Mammalia; Scandentia; Tupaiidae. The record is from RefSeq and is a predicted model, not a curated record.
CACACUUCUGCUGGCCCCAAGGCACUCCCUUAAUUUCAUGCGCUGCUGCGCAUUUGCUGGAACGGCAGGCGUGACCAUGGACAGUUUGGGAGGGGCCUAAAAGCUUUGUCUUGCCGGGUCUCCUAUCUGUACCGUUUCAGAUGUGUUUCCUCUGGGGGGUUGUACCCUGUGCUCCUCUAUGACCCCCCUAGCUGUAGCAUAAUGACCUGGGUCUGCCUCCAUCCAUUCCGAGCUCCUCCAGGACAGGGACUGCGGGACCGGGCCAUGUGGCAGGAGGGAGGGCAGCCCGAGACUGGGGCAUCCUUGCGCGAGCCCGACAUUGACCUGCUGCAGGCCUUCGUGGAGCACUGGAAGGGCAUCACCCACUACUACAUAGAGAGCACAGAUGAAAACCUCCCAGCCAAGAAGACAGACAUCCCCUGGCGGCUGAAGCAGAUGCUGGACAUCCUCGUGUACGAGGAGCGGCAGCAAGCGGCCGGCGAGGCGGGGCCGUGCCUGGAGUACCUGCUGCAGCACAAGGUCCUGGAGACCCUGUGCACGCUGGGCAAGGCCGAGUACCCGCCGGGCAUGCGGCAGCAGGUGCUCCAGUUCUUCAGCAGAGUGCUGGCCCAGGUGCAGCACCCGCUGCUGCACUACCUCAGCGUCCACCGGCCCGUGCAGAAACUUCUCCGGCUGGGUGGGACAGUUCCAGGCUCCCUUACGGAAAAGGAGGAAGUGCAGUUCACCACUGUCCUCUGCUCGAAGAUCCAGCAGGACCCAGCCUUGCUCACCUACAUCCUGGAAGGUAAAAAGAUAGCAGGGAGGAAGAAGGUGUGCGGAGAGUCCACCGCCCCGCCUACAGACACAGCUGGCCACAGGGACAAGGGCCACUCGCAUCACAGCGCUCCCGACGGGGGUCCCCAGCAGAACGGGGAGCCCUGUGGGGCCCAGGCCUUGAAUGGCCACCUGCCUGCCGAGACCGCACAGCCCGAUGGUGGGGCUGGGGAGAGCAGCCUCAUUACCUGCCUGCUCGCCUUGUGCAGGAGCAAGAAGAGCCGGGUGGCCUUAAAGGCCCAGGAGAACCUGCUGCUCCUGGUAAGCGUGGUCUCCCAGCCCGCUGCCACCUACCUGGUGCAGAGCAGCCCCUGCUGCCUCGCCGUGGCCCAGCACCUGUGCCAGCUGUACCAGCGCCUGCCCACCUCCCUCGACCCCGCAGACAUAGCUGCUCUGGAGGGCAUCAGCUGGAGGCUACCCAGCGCCCCGUCUGACGAGGCUUCCUUCCCUGGCAAGGAGGCCUUGGCGGCCUUCUUGGGCUGGUUCGAUUACUGCGACCACCUCAUCACAGAGGCACACGUGGUGGUCGCGGAUGCCCUGGCCAGGGCCGUGGCCGAGAAGUUCUUCGUGGAGACUUUGCAGCCCCAGCUCCUGCACGUGGCAGAGCAGAGCAUCCUGACCGCCACCGCCCUGCUGACCGCCCUGCUGCGCCAGCUGCGUUCCCCGGCACUGCUGCGUGAGGCAGUGGCUUUCCUCCUGGGCACUGACCAGCAGCCCGGGGCCCCCGAGGACAGCCCCCACGCUCUGUGCAUGCACCUCACCCGGCACUGCGACCACCUCUCUGACGAGAAGCCGCACGAGUGGGUGCUCCGUGGCCUGGUCCUGCGGCACCUGGAGGGCCGGCUCUACGUGGCCCGGGGCUCGCCCGAGCCCGAGAGCUACGAGGACACCCUCGACCUGGAGGAAGACCCCUACUUCACGGAUGGCUUCCUGGACUCUGGCCUUCAGCCCUCCACCAAGCCUCGCCCCGCGCCCGCCACCAGUCCAGACGGUAGAACCGCUGUGACCGAGAUCGUCAACAGCUUCCUCUGCCUGGUCCCCGAGGAGGCCAAGACCUCGGCUCUCCUGGAGGACACGGGCUAUGACACGUACGUCCACGAUGCCUACGGACUGUUCCAGGAGUGCAGCUCCCGGGUUGCCUCGUGGGGCUGGCCUCUGGGUCCCGCACCCUUGGACCCCCAUGAACCCGAGAGGCCUUUCUUCGAGGGGCACUUCCUCCAAGUGCUGUUUGACCGCCUGUCCCGGAUUUUGGAUCAGCCAUACAGCCUGAACCUGCAAGUGACCUCAGUCCUGUCCCGGCUUGCCCUCUUCCCUCACCCCCACAUCCACGAGUACCUCCUGGACCCCUACAUCAGCCUGGCUCCUGGCUGCAGAAGUCUGUUCUCUGUGCUGGUCCGGGUGAUCGGGGACUUGAUGCAGAGAAUCCAGCGGGUACCCCAGUUCCCUGGCAAGCUGCUCCUGGUGCGCAGGCAGCUGAUGGGCCUCGUCCCUGGGGAGCGGCUGGACCACCAGACCCUGCUCCAGGGCGUGGUGGUGCUGGAAGAGUUCUGCAAGGAACUGGCGGCCAUUGCUUUCGUCAAGUUUCCCCCACGUGGGCCUCACCUGAACCUCUCCCCACCCCCGGGAGGGCAGGUCUGAGCCAGGAGCGUGGCGGGUGGGGGACUCCUGUCUGCACCUCGCCCAGGACCUGCCUCCGCUUGGCAGCUGCCCCCACACUCCUGCCGGGCCAUUCUGGGGACCUUGGCUUGUUGACCACACCAGCCUGCCUUUUGGGUGGCCUGCGAGGUACCAGAUGCCACGGAGCAAGAGGUGGCUUCCUGGUAGCAGGGUGUCCCAGGGCCUUUUCGGAGGGGCUGGGUGAUGGCCAGGUGAACACUCAGACCUUCCUGUGCUGUUUGCCUGUCACUCUCUGGACUGGCUCUCUGUGGCAGGGGGCUGGAGGGGGUUGCCGACAGCUCCAGGGCUGGCCAGGAGCCCUGUCUGGGUCGCAUCAGAUAUCAGAGGCUGCCGAGACUUGACAUUUUUCCCUGCCUUCUUGGCCUGCCCCAUGGAGAAGGGACAGUGCGGGGACCACAGGGGAAGCCCCUCUUCCUGUUUGGCCCUGCUGGAGACUGUUGUGAAAUUCCCAACCGCCUUGUGGCAAGAGCCCAAAGCCUGCUCCGCACCCAGGCGGGGGCAGCUGCUAAUGAGGACCUGGGAGCAGCUGCAGCCGGGGCGGGAGUGGGGGGCUGGUGCCAGGCUCCGGCUCCAGCUGCUUUCUCUGGCGCCUUCUGAACCCGUCUCAGCAGGUCCUCCACACCUGGGCAGAGAGGUCAGAAAGCAGGGGAGGCUGGCCCUCGCCCUCCAUACUCCACCAGCGCCGGGCUCUCACCAGCCUACCCUUCCGGGGAGUGGGGCAGCUCAGGGUACAGAGGAGGGCAGGAUGCGUCCCUGACUCCAGUCUCCGCGGCCUGGCGGGGAGGACCGAGGCCCAGGCAGACAGCCCUGGUGUUGUUCUCCCCAUGUGCCCUCUGCGGCUGGGGCUGCCACCCCACCCGGCCCGAUCUGUCUCGACCUGCAGGAGCACACGGGCGGUGCCAGGCAUUACCUCACAGCGGACUGCAGUCUCUGGCUUUGCUCCUGGGCAAGGAGGAGCAGGCCAGAGCCCCUUUCGCUUCCUUUUCCUGCCCAUACUGCUUCUAGAAGCGGGUGCGGGCUGCCAGGAGGUGACGUGAAAGAAGAAACUCAGCGACCUGCACUCUCCCGCACUCUUAGCAGGAUUCAGCUGCUGUUCUGACGGACUCCACGUGUGUGUGCGUGCACACACGUGGGUGUUGGUGUGGACGGGGGCGAAUUGGGACUUCAGCUCAUGAAAUGUUGGAGGGCCGGGAUCACAGCCCCUCCCUGGCCCUCAGUGCACUUCGGCAUUUGCACGGCGUCUUCCCCAGACGGCACAGCAAUAAAUCGUGUGACUGUGGACGCA